CAAGUUGGUCGCUAAGCGACCAGUCGCAAGUAGUCGCAAAUGGUCGCUUUUCUCGAAAUGCGACCGUUUCGGGCCAGUCGCUCACUGCUCGAUUUUUCAGUCGCGCGACCGCAGUCGCAGAACAGCUGAACCAAUCAGAUGCGAAGGAACAGGACGUCCGUAUACGCAGACGCUUAUUUUACGCGGCGAUGACAUUUCAAGCAGACGUGAACGGCAUAUCGUGAUACAUUUCGGUUUAGCGACUCGUCGGUCGCAUUUGUAAGUGUGAACAUCGUUCGUCUUGAGUAGUUUUCUGGUCGCCAGUCGCAAUUGGUCGCGCGACCUCGCCUAGUCGCAAGUGUGAAUGGGCCCUAAGUCGUUUUUCGCAAACUGGCGACGUCUUUCUUACCGAGUCAAAGUAACCAUGUAAGCUAGAUGAUUGCAGUGAACGUCUGUCAUGCGUUUGGUGGUUUGUGAACCUUUAUUAGGAGAAGGAGGCUUCGCUUUCUUUCCUAAAUGUGACGCACAUAAUUACUGCCUCUUGGAGAUGCGUGGCGCACGAAAAACGUCGAAGGAAAUGCGAAACCCGAAGGACUUGCAGACUCUAUGUUGGGUGGAUGCACACUUCAUAAGAGCAAUGUUGACUCCGGAUGGCUUCAGGUGAAGUACAGUUAUGAAGAUGGGAGGGUGUUGGCCUUGCACCUAUAAAAGAGACCCACCAAGGAAGGACGUCCACCACAUUCGGCCUUCCAUAGUUGCGUAUAGAGAGGGCCGAGUGCCAGAAUACUCACGCGCAUUCUGCAAGAGAUCUACUACGAGUGCUGUUUUAGAUGCCGCAUCGUUUUAUUUGAGAGAGAGGGAAUGAUUUGUCUCGUGGAAGUAGUGGUGGCACAGCAGCGGCGGGCUAUCACGCUCGCUUGACGGCUAGCUCGUCAAAACAAGGGCGACACCAAGGCGCUCAAAGACGCAACGGCAACGCUCUUUCGCCGCUAUUUCGGAGCCACCCGCAAACCCCGGCCACCCUCGCUUCAGUAUCACGAAGGAGCCCGGGUAGGGUGGGGCACUGUAGAAAGGGGGCGAGGGGCGAUGUUGUAAUAACUGGGGGCAAAAGCCUUGAACUAGGUUGCACGCUGAAUGCCGCUGGUUGCAUUCCCGGGGCGAGGCCCUGGACGCAAACACCCUCCCGACAAACACGCUUCCCCCCUCCGCCCGACAUCUGGAGAACACACUGUUGCGCAAUCCGCGCGAGUUGCCCAGGGCGCCGACUAUCGCCUUCCCCUCCCUUUCCGCGUCGCCGUCAAGGCGCCCAAAUCGUCGCGACCAACAGGAUAUUCGAAUUAUUGCCGCUUCCGCUGGGCAGCCGGGUGAGCGUAGCCAUGAAAGUACAAAAAGUUGGUCAAAAAACAAGCCACGGCAGAGGCCGUGACGUCGCCCCAAGCUUGAUGAGUCCGUGAAAGAAAAGGGAGAGGGAGCAAAGAAGAAAAUAGCAGGCACCGGGGGUCGGCAGAGAAGACGCUAGGGCCCCGAUCUACUUCUAUGCUCUGAGGAGAGGGCCACUCGAAAGCGCCACCCAAGAGCCGCACAGGCCGCGGCGUUACAAGCGACGUGCGGGAGGAUUUACCAAGCUCGACGCUUCCUUUCUUCGGGACAACAAUCUCAGCAUGGCCCGUCCUAGGAGUGGGCUAUACUUGAAACUCGCAACCGCCGUCGCCAUUCUGCUUGCUCUAUUCCAAGCCGGAAACGCUCAGAGCAACUUAGCGAACUACGCUGGCCGUGUGGUAAACGACAUCUUCAAGCCGGAGAAGUAUGACAAGCAAGUGCGACCGGCAGGAACCAACGAGUCGACGGGUCCCGUGAUAGUCUACACCAACAUGUACGUCCGUUCUAUAGACAACAUCGAUGACAAAGAUAUGGAGUUCAGCGUGCAGCUCACGUUUCGCCAAAUGUGGAAAGACGAGAGACUCAAGUUCAACGACCUGGGCGGUCAGCUGGCGUAUGUCAUUGUGGAGAACCCUGACAAGCUAUGGCUUCCGGACCCGUUCUUUUCGAACGAGAUCAGCGGAUCCUUUCACAAUAUCAUAAAGCCGAAUGUACUGGUCAGGAUAUACCACGAUGGCAGGGUGCUCUACAGCGUAAGGGUGUCACUGAAGCUGUCGUGUCCCAUGAACCUCAAGAAUUUCCCGUUUGAUCGGCAAACUUGUUCAAUUAUGACGACCAGCUAUGCCCACACUACAGAAGAUAUUGUGUUCUUGUGGAGACAGGGUGACCCUGUGCAAGUGACGAGGAAUCUGCACCUUUCGAGGUUCAGCCUAACAAGUUUCCUGACAAGCUAUUGUUCUUCAAAGACAAAUACAGGCGAGUACUCCUGUCUUCGACUGGACUUGUUGUUCGAUCGGGAGCGAAACGGGUACAUGAUCAACGUGUACCUCCCGUGCAUCAUGUGCGUCCUGGUGUCCUGGGUCGUUCUCUGGAUCAGCAACAAGAACACGGCCGUGCGCGUGUUCGUGCCCCUGGUCGUGCUACUAGUGAUGGCGAUGUUCAUAUCCAAGCUUAACCAAGACGAGUUCCCGCGUACUUCGUACACGAAGGCCGUGGACACGUGGACGGGAGUCUGCCUCACUUUCGUCUUCUUCGUGCUCGUCUACGUCACAGCGGCUGACUACAUCGUCCGCGUGACUCGAGGAGUUCAGGAUGCGUCAGCUUCACCGAGAGACGAGAGCAAGGUUGAGGAAGCGGGCAAGCCGGCUUCUGGUUCGGCCAAGACGUCCUUCUUGCAAUCUCUGAGGGCCUGGAUGCAGCGACCGAGAUCCUUGCCGGAUAAGAUGGACAUCGUGGCGCGGAUCGCUUUUCCUCUGUGUUUCGUACUGUUCCUCAUCAUCUACUUCAGUGUCCACGCAGGGUCGAACGUUGACGAGUAACGCAGGUCUCUUCCGAGUUCCCGAGUUCACCCGGCCGUAUUCAGCCUUCUGAAAUGGCCUUCGCCCUCCCCGCCUGCUCUGCCCUCCGCUGCUACGUUAACUCGUGCCAAACUGCCUCGAGAGUUGGCAAGAAGGCCACAAGAAAUGUUUUCUUUUAACACUGCCUGUAGGCCGGCAUCUAGAACUGAGCAGUAAAUAUAUUGAACCCUAUUUCAA
Dermacentor silvarum is the source of this 3113-nucleotide messenger RNA. RefSeq names its product glutamate-gated chloride channel-like. The coding region runs from base 1641 to 2897 and encodes 418 amino acids. Gene Ontology annotation, molecular function: extracellular ligand-gated monoatomic ion channel activity; neurotransmitter receptor activity; chloride channel activity. NCBI's taxonomy places the organism in Eukaryota, Metazoa, Arthropoda, Arachnida, Ixodida, Ixodidae. The transcript has 9 exons. Gene Ontology annotation, cellular component: membrane; neuron projection; synapse. Gene Ontology annotation, biological process: chloride transmembrane transport; nervous system process; chemical synaptic transmission. The record is from RefSeq and is a predicted model, not a curated record.